AUGGAAGUGGAAAAAGAAUUAGCAAAAUCCAGAAGUUCAUUUUGUACCCGAAAAAUAGCACCAGAUGAUUCUUGUGGUGAACCAAUAAGUGAAGAACUGGAUGGCCUGUGCAAUCACAUUGAGAAUAAAACAUAUUUAGAUACAAGAAUCGAGGAAUCUACCACUGCAACUACUGCAACUAGUUAUCCCAGUAUUUAUCCCAACUAUUAUCUUUUGCCUGAGAGUGAGAGUAUUCAAGAAAACCAAAAUGAUGCUGAUACUGAAUUUGUGAAAUCUGUACGGGGCUGGUUUUUGAAUUACCGUGAACUUCUAAGCCAAAGUGCAAUGAACGAACUGCUUUUAAUUUUAAAACCCAAAUGUAAAACUUUACCUAGUGAUAGCAGAACAUUUUUAAGUACUCCACAAUCUUGUCAGUUUCCAAUAUCUGUUGUGUCCCCAGGAAAAUAUUGUCAUUUUGGAUUAAAAUAUAUGUUACAGAAUAUAUUAAAUACCAAAAAUCUGCUAGAGUUUUGCGAAGACGGAAAAACCCUUUCCUUAUCGCUCAGCAUUAAUAUUGACGGUUUACCACUGUCAAGGAGUUCAACAAGUCAGUUUUGGCCAAUUUUGAUAAGCAUUGAUAAUGAAAAUUUAGAAUGUCCCAAUCCAUUUCCAAUAGGAGUUUAUCAUGGUUUUAAAAAACCAGAGUCAGCUUUGAAGUACCUGCAGGAGUUUCAGAUCGAAUUCAAACAACUAGAAAACGGCUUUCGCUUCAAAAACAUCGAAGUGAAAGUACAAAUUUCAAAAAUAAUAUGUGACGCACCAGCGAAGUCCUUUAUUUUAUGUGUGAAGGGUCAUACUGGUUAUUUUAGUUGUACAAAGUGUGUGCAAGAAGGUGAAUAUAUAAAUGGCAGAGUGACUUUUCCGGAUCUAUCAGCUGUCUUGCGUACAGAUGACGACUUUAAAAAUAAAACUUGUGAAGACUAUCACAGAGGAAAUAGUCCUUUUGAUGAACUAUCUGUGGGUUUAGUGUCUCAGGUGCCACUGGACUACAUGCACUUAGUAUGCCUAGGCGUUAUGAAACGUCUGAUUAUUUUUUGGGUUAAGGGAAAUAAAAGUGUCAGAUUACCUGAACUAAAACUUAAAACUGUUGACGAAAAUUUAAUCACUUUAAAAUCAAGUAUUCCAAAGGAGUUUUGUAGGUUGCCAAGAGGAACAAAUGCACAAAAUGUUAAUUCAUACUAUGAAAGUCCAUGCUCCUCCACAAUUUUUAAUAUAAGCAUAGUAACAAACAUCUCAAAGAAAAGUCAAAAUUAUAAAAUAUGUGAGAUCAAAGGAAAAUGUUUUCAUUUCCAAACUGUGGAUGGUAUUGAAUGGUCUAUUGUUAAAUUUCUUUGUGAUGACAAAAUAUCACAUGUUCCAUCAACAUGGCUGUCCAUCCACAAUCUGAAGGAAAACAACAUUGCUCUUUGCUUCUGGCCUAGAAAAAAUGCAGGCAAAAAAAUUAUUGGUCGAUCGAUUCCUGAUUCUGAAAGUUGGGACAAACUGGAAGUGGUUAUUCUAAAACAAACUGAUUCAUAUUCAGAAGCAAGAGAAUACAUAAGACUAAUGUCUGAAGGAGAAAGUGCACCAGAAACAAAUAAGCCCUUGGGAAAGGGCCAUAGGAAAGCCAAAAAACGUCCUUUUUUAUUUAAUGACUCUGAUGAUAGUGAGAGUGAUGUAACAGGGGUAAUUACACCGCCUCCAACUAUAGAGUCCCCAAAAAUUAGAAAAGUGAAUAAUUCUGAACCAAACAAUAACAGUACCAAUAAGAAAAUAGAGUCGUUCUCAUCUCAAAAAGCAAAUAAAUCAUUUGAUUCCCAAACAAAAAACAAUAAUAAUCAUAGCUUGGUUCCAUCAGCUGCCCCGUCACAUUGUAGUUGCAACUGCCAAGAAUCUCCAUUAAUUAAAUCAAUUUUAAGCAAUACUGUUGCAAUUAGAACAAUGUUGGAGAGGCUAACUUCAGAUGAAACAAUGAGAAAAAAUGAUGACAUAAUUACCGAUUUUGACUUGGUACCUAAGAAACCAUUCUCAAAGUUCAAAAAGUUGAAAGAGUUUGAUGAAAAACUAAAGACUGACAAAAGUGUAGAACGCCAGAAUGAAACUGCUCUGUUCUUGCUUGGAGGGUCAAGUUACAAAGAAUUAAUAAGAAGAGGCGUAAAAAAAAUAUUCACGGACAAAUUGGCUACAAAAUGUAGCUGGACAGGCCGUAAAAAUAAUUUUCCUCUUCAUAAUUUGAAAAUACUGGAUGUUCUUAAAAUAGCUACAAGAAAAAAAUUUGGUAGUACUACGGAUGCCGAAUUUCAAGCAGAAGUGGGUUUGUGGUUCAGGCAAGGAAAGCUGAGAUUUGAAAGAUCGCUAGCAGCAGUAAACAAAGAAAACCAAAACCGGGCUGCCACUGUGGAAGGAAUGGAAUAA
Ceutorhynchus assimilis (cabbage seed weevil) is the source of this 2433-nucleotide messenger RNA. NCBI's taxonomy places the organism in Eukaryota, Metazoa, Arthropoda, Insecta, Coleoptera, Curculionidae. The record is from the annotation of a GenBank genome assembly.